CUGUAGAAAACCCAGCUGUGGCCACCAUGCCAACAGGUGUUCUGAGAGCAGUGCAUGAUGGGAGGGGGGAUGUGCAGUAUCAGGUAAGGCCAGAGACAGUGGAGCAGCAGGCAUUGAAACUGCUGUACACAAAGCAAUCCGGAGGUGCCGAGAGCCACAUGCUGUACAGAGCAUCUAAAAUGAUGGGCAAGGCUGAGCUGAUGGAAACCAUGAAGCAAGAAGAGCUGGCCAAACAGGACAAGAAGCAGAAGAAGGCUGGCAGGCAUGUUUGCCCUUAUUGUGGUAGGGGCUGUGCCAAACCGAGCGUGCUGAAAAAACACAUUCGAUCUCACACAGGUGAACGGCCGUACCCCUGUGUACCGUGUGGCUUCGCAUUCAAGACCAAAAGUAACCUGUACAAACACCGCAAGUCCCAUGCACACGCUCUCAAAGCUGGCCUCGUCACUAACCCUGAUGGCUCGAAGAUUGAAGCGAUGGAUGACAUCAUAGAUGACGGUGUGGACACGACAGACAGCGAGGACGACUCAGACGAAACGGCCGAGGGGAAAGUCAGCGAGGGCACCGACCAUGCACAAAAACUCCUAGUAAGCAAUAUGCAAAUUCCAAGCUCCUACGCGAUGCCUGUCCACAUGUCAGUGUCGUCAGUAGGAAAUAACACAGAUGAUCCGGGACUUUCAGAGGGGCUGGCUUCCAAGAUGAGAGUCCCUUAUCCCUCGACACAGCCCAACCAAUCACAGCCGAUGUACUAUAUGCCAGGCAGGGAGGGCAGCCAAGUGCAAAUGCAUCCUGACAAGUUUGUGCUGAUUCAGCCGGCCGUGUCGCAGGCGCAGGGCGGGCUUCCGGUCAACAUGCCGGUUCACAUGAGACCCGCGGUGCAGACGCUGGCGCAAACCGUCCGCGAGCGCCUUGCGGCAAAGUCCCAGGAGAACCUCGCCGACAAGUCACGGCAGGAGGCCUUACGACAACGUCGGAUGGCCAUCUCCAACCUCUCCCCCCUCCCUCCCUUGAAAACGAGCAAUUUCGGUGGAAACAUGAUGUCUUUGUCCAUGUCCUCGCUUCCAGACGUUGGUCAGCAGUCCACACCGACAUCCAUGGUUCCCAGGCAACACGCUGUGCGAACCCUGUCUUCACCUUUGACACCUGGCUCAAAGUCCGUCUCAAUGUCCAACGUCACCAGCAAAGACCCUUCCCAGCAGUCACAGCGGAGCCUGGACCGAGAGAGCCUCCACGACCGCAUCAUGCAACUCAUCAACCAGAAUGAAGCGAUCGUUGAGAGCCAGAGUCUGGAGAACGUGAAGCCGCGCCGCAUGUCGGGAUCUCGCCGGUCGAGUAUCGAGUCACCCAAACCGACCAGCAUGGGCUAUCUGGACCUGAUGAAGAAGACAGGCCCAGAGGUGAGCCAACAGCUGAACGCACAGAGCAUCCAAGGUCGGAGAGGGUCGCUGGGAAACUUGUCUGAAAUGCAGACUCUGGGGGCUGGGAUCCCCCCGAUGACGCCAGUCACAACCAUCUCCUUCUCACUGUCACCCUCCCCUUCCAUGGGCCUGGUUGCCAUAGCAACAACAGCACCUGCGUCCCCAUUGGUCACAGCAGGCUUUGUUGCAACCCCGCCUAGCAACGGUUCAUCUGGGGGGUCGAGUCCAGUCGUCCAGCUGACCACGAGGCCUGACAUUCUCCCGUUUCAAAUGACCAAGAAAGGCACGGACAAGGAGACCUCGGAAAAGUGGAGCGGCCCACAAGGGAAAAUGACGGAGCCACAGUUCACUGGUCCUCUUGUCCCCAUAAAUGUAAAUAGCGUUCAAGCGUCUGUCAGUUCCACUAGUACGGCAGCAGUGACUGGCAGUGUUGGUACACAAGGUGGGCCGGAGACAGGGAGCAGUAUGAUCAAGGAGCUUCUGCUGAGUAGAGGGAGGCUUCAGACAGAGAUGAAGAAGUCCACGGAGAGGGAUCUCCCAAAACAUCCCAUUUAUGCAAAUCCACUGGAGUUGCAAACUUCAGUGAGGAUGAUACAGAAGGAGGACCGGGUUCUCCACAGCCCAAAGAAGCGAAAACUGUACGAAGAGAUGCAAGCCAAGGCCCAGCGCCAGGCCAUGGCCUCCCUGCAGCAAGGCGCGAGCCAGUCUACAAUGGAAGGACCUCCACUGAAAAUCUUCCUGGAGGAAGGAAGGGUCCUGUCUCCGAAUGUUAGGGAGAACUCGCCACAUUAUGCAACCAGCGCGACCAACAUGGCAGCCAGACCAUCCGAAGGGAGCUCCACUCCACUAGAAACCACCUCAAGCCAGCCCUCAUCCAAUGAGACUGGCCAACAAGUUCACAGCAACUUGGAACCUGCAGCACAAAAGGAGGUGAAGGACCAGCAAGGGGAGAAGACAAUGCUGUAUGCAAAGAGCGACACCUUCUCUCAGCUUCCCAGUGAAAAGCUUCCCCCAAAGAAGAAACUUCUCUAUACAGGAAUGCACAGUCCAAAUCCAGAGGCAAGGCUGGCAAUGGGGGAGGGCACAAGUGGGUUACAAAGUACUACAUCACAGCAGAUGGUAGCUGCUGAUGUGAAGAAGGUAUCGGUAGAUGUCCUACAGCCUUUACAGAGUCUGUACCGCCUGGCAAACAUCAAGGAUCCUCCAGCCGCUUUCAUGACCAAAUCAGAUGUCUCCAUUCCUGGAGCAGAUCCUAAUUCUGCAGUACCAUCCUCCGCACAGGCAGUGGAAAGAGACAAAGAAGUUUCACCUUCUACAGCAAGACCUGAGCAGCAUUCUCCGGCUGUUUCAGAGAAGGGAAGCAGCAAGGGCAAUGAAGGUCAGCUAGAAGUAAGGCGUGUUCCCACAGCUGUGUCAGAUCAGUUCCUCCAGCCUGCUGGUUCAUGCGAGCACAAGGUUUCUAGCAGCAGUGCCUUGUCACACCUUACAGGACAGCAGUCGCACCAGGCAGUGACGCUGGUCAAAGUUUUGACAGUUCCAGCUACAAGCGAAAAGCAUUCCAGAGAUGUUGGACAGCUCAGUUCACCACCAAGGGUUUCUGUGACCCAGGAGAAGAAACCCCUGCCGCAAUCUGUCAGUCAUUCAACACAAAGUACAAAGGAGGGAGUAAUAGUGGGUACAGUGCCGUUUAUCCAGAGUACAGCACAACGACAUGAUGCAACAGGAAAGACAGCAGGAUUUCAGGGUCCUCCUGGGCAGCUGACACCUUACACAGGACAGCUGGCUGUGCAGUUUUCUCAUCAGACAGCACAAGGGUUACAAAAGCCCAAACACCACUCACAGCUGGGGCAAAGUGCCGAACCCUUCUCACAACAACACGCUUCGCCCUCAAACAUGCAAAACCAGCUGAAAAAGUCACCAGGUGAGGAUCAGAUCGUACACAGCAUGGUACAGCAGCCACAGACAAGAACACAACCUCCAGAAGAACUUCAUCACGACAGGCAAAGCAAUCCUCCACGAGCCGACCCUAACACGUCGACAAGACACAGGGUGCCGUACGUUACCUUUGAGAGGGGGAAGGAGAAUAUUGUAGUCAUCAACGUCCCUGCCCCAGCCCCGCCCAGGGAAAUGCAAAGCAUGAAACUGGAGCAGACAGGAAAUAUCAUCAAAGCCAACAUCCUGCCAGGGGCAGGGGGGCAGCAGAGGAUGCUGGUCCAAAUGGCAGUACCGCUUGGCGGACAGACGGUGCCGACCAAUCAGAGCUCGGUCGUCACUCCAUCUAUGCAGGGCAUCGGGAUGGGACAGCGGCAGCAGAAGGUGGCCAUGGCUCGGGCGCAGAUGCAAGGAGCCGCCAUCAAACCCGACCAGUUUGGCAAAACCGUGGAGGUAAUGGCCAGCCUUCAGCCCGUCGCACUCCUGACGUUCUGUACCCUCCACCGGCCGCAACCAAUCCACCUGGAGCAGGGGACAAACCAGUCCAUUUCCAUGUACGCUAAGUGGAACAUCGUUCCCUCUUCCAUUGACGUACGCAGCAACCUCUCCCUGUACAACUCGCAGGUCAACAAGCGGAAGUAUCGGCGAGGUAUCACAACGAUAGCGAAUUCAACGCAGCCGAGGGGCGGGAUCCUGACUCCCUCCAGCUUCUGGAGUUCUCGACACAAGGCGAAAGCGACACAGCAAUCCUUGCAGGUGAAAGGUCAACCGCCACAACCAACCAAAGAGGAGAUUGCAACUCAAGCAGUUGAGGGGACGACAGCCGACAGUGACGUAUCAGACAGUAGGAAAAAGCUAAAGGAGGCCAUCAGAGCCAAGAACGAGCCACUGAGAGUAAAAAUCUUUGACGGCGGUUAUAAAUCCAACGAGGAGUACGUGUACGUAAGAGGUAGGGGUCGGGGAAAGUAUGUGUGCGAAGACUGCGGCAUACGCUGCAAGAAACCGAGCAUGUUGAAAAAGCACAUCCGAACCCAUACCGACGUCAGGCCCUACCACUGCAAGUAUUGUAACUUCUCCUUCAAAACCAAAGGUAACCUAACCAAGCAUAUGAAGUCCAAGGCCCACAGUAAAAAGUGCCUGGAGACUGGUGUACCAGUAGAGGAUGGGGCGGUAGAUGACACUGGGGAGGAAACGGCCUCUAGUACGGGACAGGACGCUGGAGUCGAGGAACACCAGUUUUCCGACGCUGAGACAACAGACUCUGCAGAGGACGAAGAAACAGAGAGCGAGAAUGAAAAUGAGGAAGAAGACGAGGAAGAAGAAGUUGUCGAAAUUAAGACAGGAGAUUCCGGGAUGUCUCAAGGCAGUGUCUCUUUGAGCUCGUCUAGUAUACAAGCUCCAGGACUGUUCUCUAUGUAUCCACAUUCACUCUCUGUGUCCAGUAUAGGCCUGAGCACUAUCUAUGGGAAGUCGGUGAGUUUGUCCCAGAAUGCAACUCCACUAGCAUCACCCCCAGCAAGUCUUCCCGCGCCAGAAGAGCUGUCCAAGACGGUACAGAAGACUGUGAGGGAUCUGGAGGGGAAGGAGGAGGCUGCCAAAGGGCAAGAGAGUAGUAGACCAGACUUGCUGGCUGAAGCCUUGAAGGUUCGAACUAAACCAGCGACUGUACCACCACCACUGAUGAUGAGCUCAACUCAGCCUGGCAUGGGGUUUUGGGGGUUAACACAAUCUCUAAAACAGCCACAAACCUCAGUAAUUCCACCAACAGGUUUCCAGCUGCCCCCUCCACAGCCUCCAGAGCAGCGAACACCGGAAAAACCGACAUCUUUGACACCACAGGUGUCUUCACCCUUACCGCCUGUCCUAACCCCACAGAAAAUGUUCCCACAAGGCCCACCACUUCCCAGCCCAUUGUUGCUUAGCCCACCACCAUUGCUGGACAAACAUGGCUACGUGACCUCUCAAAUAAUCUCAGCCAACCAGCCAUUGCCAGGGCAGAAGGCUGGAAAGACAGCAGUGCCCCAAAAACCAGAUGCCAUUCCAGUCCGUUCAUCCGCUGAAAAGGGACACCUAAUCAUGUCAAGUAUGCCAGCAACAGUGGCUGAAGAAAAGGCACUGCAAAAGCAGCACACUAUGGAAAGAAAGCCAUCGUCAAACAAUCCACUGUGUAAGCAAGUACCUUACCAAUUAGUUGGACCAGACAGACAGGCUGACCUGCAUCACACUCAAGUCCAGGUCAAGGAUGAACCAACAGAGUCAAAGGUCAAAGUUGAAACAGCUGAGAAGCCCAGUCAAUCAGGGAAGGGGACGGUGGAUGCGAUUCCACAGCUUGAAAAUCUCAGCAGUAUUAAAGAUGCUGAUAUGCAUGAGAGAGAAAAACAGGUGGAGGGGGAAGUACAGGAAGCCAUGCAUGCUAACGUACAGGGUGGUGACUCAGGCCAAGCAAAAGCUGUUGUGGGAAAAGAUGGGCAGGUUCAAGAGGUCCAUACAUGCCAUCUAUGCAAACGUGCUUUCCAGUGGGGGCGCAUGCUGAAAGAGCACAUGAGAGCCCACGUCGAGGAACGACCCUUCACGUGCAAGGAGUGCGCCGUGUCGUUCCGGACCAAAGGACAUCUUAGUAAACACGAGCGCUCGCAGACGCACCACCUCAAGGUGGAAGCCGACGCUCAGUUCAUGGAGUGGAACGAAGUCGAAGUCGUUGAUUCCACAAACGACCCGCGACCUUUCAAGUGCAAGGAGUGUAAGGUCGCGUUCCGUAUCCCUGGACACUUGGCCAAACAUCUCAGGUCGAAGGGUCACGCCUAUGCAGUGGAGAGACAAGAGCGUAUUCUUCAGCUUGACGGCAGUGGUUCUGUUCAGAUCAGCCCCGGGACUGGGAAAACUGGUCCGCAUCAGAACACAGGAGAGGCGGGGGUGGGCACGUCAGAGGGAACAGCAGGGAGGGAGCCGAUACAACAUGGCGAUUCAAAGCCUCAAACUAGUCCGCUUAGUAGCAAAACAACCAGCGAAACACAAACAACUAUAAUGUCCAACAAGGAGGCUGCAGUUCGAGGUAGAAUCAGAAGCAUCUCAGAGACAGAAGCAGAGAAGUUGGGGCGAGAGAAACACCUGUUUGAGAGACUCACUCGAGAGAGAACCAUAUCAGAAACGGAGGCGUACGCGCCCCAGAUGAGGUUGGCUGCAGGCAUGGUGCCUCUUCAGGUCUCCACUACCUCCAUGGCCCCAGCAGCACACUACAUCCUGCCACAGACAUCGGGACAAGUCCUCCAGCAGUUACCUGGUAUCAUGUAUGCCCAGGCACAGCCCUUGUCUCCCAGGCUGGCCAAAACUCACGUUCCUAUCCAGCCCGCCCUGCCGACAAAUUCCCCGGGCGUUCGAGCCGUCAUGCAACCCUCCCUCACCAUCGUACCUCAAAUGAUGGCGACCGACGGAAAGACAGCGAUCGUCGGCACCCCAGUUUCCAUGCCUUCGACGUUACCCGUGCAACCGUUACUGAUUCCGCAGGACCAUUCGCGAAAUCUGGGUACACCCGGGCAGCCCCAGAUUUUACCUCGCAUGACGGCACCAGGACUUCUCAUGCCUGUUCCUCCGCAGCAGCAUCAAACACCGUCUCCUGCGGUGCCCAGUACAGCAGGGGCACAACACAGGCUUCAGAUGAUCUCCUUAACAAAAGGAUCCGUCCCCUUUAUCGUUACAGCCCCUCCCAUGUCGCCAAUUUCCCCGGGUACGCCAAGCUCGGUGAACGUGCACGGUGCUCCGCCAUCGGCCGUCCUCGCCAACAUCAGUCCCGGUAGCUACAGUCCACAGAGCAGCGACCUCGCUGCACGGACCUGCCCGCACUGCCAACGCUCGUUCAAGAGCGCACGGUACGUCUCCAAGCACAUCCAGACGCGACACUCCGGGGUGAAGAACUUCAAGUGUCCGUACGAGGGGUGCGAGAAGGAAUACGCCAUCAAGGAGUCCUACAAGUACCACAUCAGCACGCACGAGAGGAACAGUAACCGACAAGCAGCACUGGAGCAGGACGAAAAAGUUCAAAGACAAAGAACGACAUCAGAACAACCCGAUAGUGCAGAAAUUAUAUCUGGUCCCAGUACAGAAAACACUCUAUCUGGUCCCAGUACAGAAAACACUCUAUCUGGCCCCAGUAUGGAAAACACUCUAUCUGGUCCCAGUAUGGAAAACACUAUAUCUGGUCCUAGUAUGGAAAAGGGUCCAGAAAGAUCAAGUGAAGCCAGUGCAGAAUCUGUUGCAAGUCAGCCAAUGAUCUCUAUGAGUCAGGAGGAAUUGAGAGAUGAGAAAGACAAGAUAGAGGAACCUUCACAAGACAAAGAUAUAAAGAGCAAGGUAGGGGACAGCACUGGGACAGAUAGUCAGAUGAGAACAGAUGAACACAAGCAGACAACAGGGGAGCAAAAUGAUGGGGUGAGAGAUUUUAGUUCCAAACCAGAUAGUACAAAAACUGAUUGCGAUACCCUCACAACAUUGGAGUCUGUAAAAGAGGCUGAGGUGGUGACAAAAGGCAUUGAGGAAAAGGAAGGUUUCACGGAGGAGACUGGCACAAGUGCAGUUCCAGUUCCAAGCACUAGAGGGCAGGCCCGUACUGGCAAACAGGGAGUUGAGACAAGGCGCAAACGAAAACUGAGAGAACAAGUAACUGUGAAACACGCCUCGCCCAAAACUAGAAAAAAGGAGUCAGCGAAGAGUCAGCAGACCAAUACCACACCAAAAAAACUCUCAGAAAAGAAGAGACUUAGAACUGAGGUAGACUCCACGAAAGGAGGCAUAUCCAAAACGAAGCCUAGCUCAGUAUCUCAUAAGUUAGACACACAAUUUAGUGAAGAAGCCAAUAAGCAGACAACUGUAUCACUAGAUGGCAAUGUCAGCAAGGUUGAAGAAAACAAGCUCAAUUUUCAGGACAAAGAGGGACAGGAUCAAUCUUGUUUGUAAAUUAGAAAGUCAAAAAUUUAUUAGAUUCAUUGAUUGGACCAAAAGAUGUUAACAUUUUGCAGGCUGUAUCACCUUAGUUCAAGGUCUCAAAGUAGAAUAUUCUAUGAAGCCAUGAAAUGGCCAAAUUUUCAGUUUGGUGGAUAUAUUUUCCAUGAACACUGGUAUAUUAUCAUACACAUGUUCACUGUUUGUAAAUUUUUUUCUCAAUAAGAUUUCUAGGACCUCUGAACUGAUUUGAUAUGGCCUGCUGUUUCCUUAGUGCUUUCACCAUAUUCCAGCGGACUAGGAUUGACUGAAAGCAUCACUUAGUCUACACAUUUAAGACUUUUCUUUCAUAGGAGUGAUUCGAAUGGCAAGGGUAUAAUACAUAAUUGCUCAACAUUUACAUUUAAACUCUUAGAUACCCCAUUAUUAACCUUCACAGUUAUGAUAAAUUUUGUGAAAUACCAUAAGAACUAAUUGAAAGCAAAUAGAAUAAUUGAAAGUCAAACUUUAUUUCCAAAUGUCUAUUCCAACUUCAACAGAUUGACUUAAUACUGAACAUAAAGCCACCUGCAGAUAUUAAACUGUCAUUAAGGUUAUAGACUUUUGUGUUUUGCUCAGUCCUAUUUGGUAACAUUAAGAUGAAUCUUAAUACUGGUAUUUCAUAUGCACAUUAAUAUUGCUUCAUUGUCUUCUGCCAGACCCUAUGUAUUAAUACAUUAUGUAGGAAUUCUUACAUAGAGGUUGAAACGUGAUACAUUGUGUAUCGGCAAAUGUUUCUGAGCAUUAAAUAUUCAAAAUUAUAUAUUUCAUAAGAAGAUUGGCAUUUCUUGUGUUAUGUAUAACUAAUAUCUCUGUCCUCUGUACUGGUAAAAAAAAAAUUGGAACGACUCUGGCCAAGAAAUAUAAAUUUACCUUUGCAUGGGGUCUGACAGAAAACUAAAAUUAGGCCACACCAAUUUAAUUUGCUGGUUCCUGGAUUUUAAACAGGUAAAAAAAGAGGCCUAUGCAACUUAUGAUAGCCCAAAUUGUUACAAUAGGAGCCAUGAAGUCAACAUGCCAAUCUAAAUGAAUUUUGAACUUUUAAAGAAACAACUGCAUUCAUUUUGAUAGAUUGAGAAAAAGCUUUAAAGACAGGGACUGUCUUCAACAGUUAGGACCAAAAUGUGAGCGUUUGGGAGUUGAUUCAGAAUCCAAGUCAGAAAUAAGUGAAGAGGGUGAAUCAGAAAACCAGUUGAUUAACUUGGUGUAGCCUUACCGAAAAUUAUUACAUAUGCAACGUUGAGUCGAAAUGUGAUGGCAAUACUAUAGCAGAGAUUGAAAAAAGAUGUUUAUUUUGUUAGCAGAUCCAUGUACAGAAUGUAUCUGAUCAAGAUAUACUGUAUUACAUGUACCUCUAAGAGCAGUUUGGUAUGAGAUUACAAAAGGAUCAUAA
Molecule: messenger RNA, 9714 nt
Organism: Branchiostoma belcheri (Belcher's lancelet)
Lineage: Eukaryota; Metazoa; Chordata; Leptocardii; Amphioxiformes; Branchiostomatidae
Biological process (GO): regulation of transcription by RNA polymerase II
Cellular component (GO): nucleus
Molecular function (GO): RNA polymerase II cis-regulatory region sequence-specific DNA binding; DNA-binding transcription factor activity, RNA polymerase II-specific; zinc ion binding
Source: RefSeq, a predicted model, not a curated record